GGGCCGGCUCGCGGCGCAGGCGCAGUGGGUCCGCCUCGCCAUGCCGACUGUCGGCGUGAAGCGCGAUCUCCUCUUCCAAGCCCUGGGCCGGACCUACACGGAUGAAGAAUUUGAUGAACUAUGUUUUGAAUUUGGUCUGGAACUUGACGAAAUUACUUCUGAGAAGGAAAUUAUAAGUAAGGAACAAGGUAAUAAAAAGGCAGAGGGGGCCUCUGAUGUUGUUCUUUACAAAAUUGACGUCCCUGCCAAUAGAUAUGAUCUCCUGUGUCUGGAAGGAUUGGUUCGAGGACUUCAAGUCUUCAAAGAAAGGAUAAAGGCUCCAGUAUAUAAACGGUUAAUGCCUAAUGGAGAAAUACAGAAAUUGAUCAUCACAGAAGAGACAGCUAAGAUACGCCCUUAUGCUGUAGCAGCAGUUCUCCGAAAUGUCAAGUUUACUAAAGAUCGAUAUGACAGCUUCAUUGAACUUCAGGAGAAGUUACAUCAGAACAUUUGCAGGAAAAGAGCUUUGGUUGCAAUUGGUACCCAUGAUUUGGAUACUUUGUCAGGCCCAUUUACUUAUACUGCAAAGCGACCUUCAGAUAUCAAAUUCAAGCCUCUAAGUAAGACCAAGGAGUAUACAGCCUGUGAACUGAUGAACAUAUACAAGACUGACAACCACCUUAAACAUUAUUUACAUAUCAUUGAAAAUAAACCCCUGUACCCAGUUAUCUACGAUAGCAAUGGUGUCGUCCUUUCCAUGCCUCCGAUCAUCAAUGGAAAUCAUUCCAAAAUAACAGUAAAUACUAGAAAUAUAUUUAUUGAAUGCACAGGAACUGACUUUACUAAGGCAAAAAUCGUUCUUGAUAUUAUUGUCACCAUGUUCAGUGAAUAUUGUGAGAAUCAGUUUACGGUUGAAGCAGCUGAGGUAGUUUUUCCUAAUGGAAAAUCAUAUACCUUUCCGGAACUGGCUUACCGAAAGGAGAUGGUGAGGGCUGAUCUAAUUAACAAAAAAGUUGGAAUCAGAGAAAGUCCAGAAAAUCUUGCCAAGCUUCUGACCAGGAUGUGUUUAAAGUCAGAAGUCAUCGGUGAUGGGAAUCAGAUUGAGAUUGAAAUCCCUCCAACCAGAGCUGACAUUAUCCAUGCAUGUGAUAUUGUAGAAGAUGCAGCAAUUGCUUAUGGGUAUAACAACAUUCAGAUGACUCUACCGAAAACAUACACCAUAGCUAAUCAAUUUCCUCUUAAUAAGCUUACAGAACUUCUCAGACAUGACAUGGCAGCUGCUGGAUUCACUGAAGCACUUACUUUUGCUCUGUGCUCCCAAGAAGACAUUGCUGAUAAACUUGGUUUGGACAUCUCUGCAACAAAGGCAGUCCACAUCAGUAAUCCUAAAACAGCUGAAUUUCAGGUGGCACGCACUACCCUUCUUCCUGGCCUCCUGAAGACCAUAGCGGCGAAUCGGAAGAUGCCCCUUCCUCUGAAACUGUUUGAAAUCUCUGACAUUGUAGUCAAAGAUGCUACCAGAGAUGUAGGUGCAAGAAAUUACAGGCAUCUUUGUGCUGUUUAUUACAACAAGAAUCCUGGGUUUGAGAUAAUCCACGGGCUGCUGGACAGAAUUAUGCAGCUGCUUGGUGUGCCCCCUGGUGAGAAGAAGGGAGGAUAUGUGAUCAGAGCAUCGGAAGGGCCUGCUUUCUUCCCCGGGCGAUGUGCUGAGGUCUUUGCCAGGGGUCAGAGCGUCGGGAAGCUUGGGGUCCUUCAUCCUGAUGUUAUCACCAAAUUUGAGCUGACCAUGCCCUGCUCCUCCCUGGAGAUCAACAUCGAGCCCUUUCUGUGAAGAGGGGGCUCCGCCAUGUGGCUACCCGGUGUCCCCUUCUCCUCCCCCAUGUCCUUUAGUUGCCCCCCACAGGGAACAUGCAUUUGUGCUUUAAUGUUUAAUAAAGGAGAAACACUGUCUGGC
Molecule: messenger RNA, 1933 nt
Organism: Ceratotherium simum simum (southern white rhinoceros)
Lineage: Eukaryota; Metazoa; Chordata; Mammalia; Perissodactyla; Rhinocerotidae
Gene: FARSB
Product: phenylalanyl-tRNA synthetase subunit beta
Biological process (GO): phenylalanyl-tRNA aminoacylation
Cellular component (GO): phenylalanine-tRNA ligase complex; cytoplasm
Molecular function (GO): ATP binding; phenylalanine-tRNA ligase activity; RNA binding
Source: RefSeq, a predicted model, not a curated record